AUGAGCGCUAGCCCGCGCCCUGCCUGCCUACCAAUAGCUUGGCUACAGUGGAUGCCGGCUGAAAGACAGGAGGCGUAUAUGACCUCCUGUCUGACGACACCCGCCAAUCUGCGCCGCCAGAUCGACGGCGUAUGUAAGCGUCGCUGCUCGUCGGAUGCUAACUCGUUGGCGGCGAGUCCGGCUGCCGACGCUGGCGCGAACUCGGCGGAGAACGCGGGCGUGGACAGCGGCGUGUCCGCUGGCACGCGACUCAUGUGCACUGGCGCCUGGCGGGCGAGACUUCCGGCGGAAGUCUGUGGCACGUCCGCGCUCGCGCGUGCUCUUGCUGAGGGAACUGGCCAGACUCGAGUAAACAAUCUUUAA
Messenger RNA from Coniophora puteana RWD-64-598 SS2, 363 nucleotides. RefSeq lists its product as uncharacterized. NCBI's taxonomy places the organism in Eukaryota, Fungi, Basidiomycota, Agaricomycetes, Boletales, Coniophoraceae. Bases 1 to 363 code for a protein of 120 amino acids. The transcript has a single exon. The record is from RefSeq and is a predicted model, not a curated record.